AUGGCUUGUUGUGUCUUUACCGCAUACAUUAUGAGCCGCAUUAUUAAGGCGUGCGAGCUCUUCGACGUUCGUCUCCUGGAAAUUAAGUAUAACGAUUCUGACCUGGACUCUUAUUCCCCUCCCAGCUUCCAGCCAUACAUAAGCCCGGGCAGGCGGGGACCAGAAGCAGUAUCCGGCACUGACAACACCGUUCACGAAGGGAAAACAUCUCAGUUUGAGUCAUUACCGACCGUUCGCUUCUUGAUCACAGGAAUGACCUGCUCCGCUUGCGUAUCUGCCUUGAGCCACGCAUUAACAUCCGUCCCAGCUGUCAUCCGAACCAAUGUGUCUCUUCCGCUUUCACGAGCAACCGUAAUUUACAAUGCGACCACUACGUCAACAGAGGACUUAAUCUUGGCUAUUGAAAACGCGGGCUACGGCGCCGAGGUGCUUGGGCAACACAAUCGUGGCUCGGCCGCUCAGAAUCUCAAACUGGUCCGGAGAGAAGAAGAGCUCCAAGCUCUCAAGAAAGCUUUUAGUGGUGCAGCAAAAUGGGCUACAGCUAUUACGGUCGUCGAAUGGACGAGAAAGGUUGCUAUGACCACGCAUCUCAGGAGCAUGCUGGAUGCAAAUCUCCGUCUCCUGAUCCUUGCUAUUGGAUGUUACAUUCAACUUUCCCAUGCAAGCUGGAUCCAUCAUAACGCUUGGUCAGGCUGUUUCUCCCGACAACAGAUGCGGCUUCCGAGCCUGUCCAUGGACACUCUUUUGUCUCUGUCGCUCCUGCUGAGUAUAUUCCUCUCGUUCUUCAAUAUCGCUCUAUAUGGUCUCUCUGAUGUCCAUACGAGGACUUAUUUCUCGUCUGCGUCGUUUCUCGCAGUGGUCAUUAGUGGAGGACGAUAUCUUGACGUGACUCUGCGGAGACAGGGCGCAGCCGGACUUGCCCGUCUGUUUCGACUGCAGCACGAAGUGGAAAUGGAGACAGUGAUGGUGGAGGGACGAAUUCAGGACCGUGACCACAGUUCGGACGAUGAGGCAGAUGACAUCCUGACCCCGAUCCCCGCGACUCUACUUGCGCCGUUGGACACAUACCAUAUUCCUCCUCAAAGUCUCAUUCCGUGUGACAGCUACGUCGUGCGUGGCUCCUCUUUGGUCGACGAGGCGAGCAUGACUGGCGAGUCACUACCAUCCCGCAAAACUGUUGGCGCCUUUCUCAUGUCUGGAACUCGCAAUCUGUCUGCGAGCCUUGUUGCUAUCGUCCUGAAAGACCAAGCCCAAUCAAGUCUAGAGAGACUGGUUGAAAGCGUGGAAGCUGCAACAGAAAUGAAAUACGAUCCCGCUCAGAAAGAUGGCAACGCCAUGGAGGAUGUUAUCACGAAGGAUUUCGUCGUAGUCAUUCUUGUGCUGACAUUAAUCGGGUUCAUAUCCAAAUUUGUUAUCUCAGCAGACUCGAUACCGAUCACUGAUCGACUGAACAUGGCAUCUGAACGGGCAAUGGCUAUUUUGGCAUCAGCUUGUCCAUGUGCCAUUGGAUUAGCGACCCCUUCAGCUGUCAUGGCUGGUGUCGACGCGGCAUACGCUUGCGGCAUUCUUCUCCCAGGCGGCGUAGAUGCUUUCAAAAAGCUAUCUCGCCUCACGCAUGUGGUAAUGGACAAGACAGGAACUUUAACAGAGGGUAAACUGCAGAUCGCAGAUGAGUCCUUCAACGAGCCAUUCAGAGCAGAUUCGAGUAAGAGGGAAUUAUGCUAUAGCCUCCUGAGCGCUGCGGAGAGAGGUGUUUCACAAACACACCCAGUUGCCAGGGCAGUGUUUCAGUGGUGUGUCAAACAGCUUAUUGCAACGUCACGGCCAAAGGAAAGUCGAGGACUCAUGACCGAGCCAGGUGCUGCACCUGUCAGGAACGUCUCAAGUGUUACAGGGAAGGGCGUGUAUGCAGAAGCUCAGGGGGAUGCUCAGGUAUGGCACGCUGUGCAUAUUGGCAGCGAACGUUUUCUAUCCGAGAAUGGCAUUUCCAUCGCGCCAACCACCACAGCCCUGUUGGGGAAGAUCCAAGGGACGACUGAGGUCCAUUUUGCGAUUGAUGGCAAGUAUACAGGCUCGUUCACGCUGCAAGAUACAAUCCGUCGAGGCGCCUCUAGCGUGAUCGAAUCAUUGAAGUCGCUUGGGCUCAGAAUGACCAUGCUGACAGGCGACUCUGAGACUGAAGCACACCGAGUCUCAUCACAGCUGCAAAUUCCGGUUCUUGCGGCCAAAUCUCUUCCUCACGAGAAGAAGGCCUUGGUCAUCUCGUUGCAGUCACAGCACUCCGCGCCGUCUGUUUCGCCGGAAAGCAUCCUGCGGCGGCUGUCCCCCGUGAAGAGAGGCGACAGGAAUGUUGUGGCGAUGCUGGGAGACGGCCUGAACGAUGCACCCGCCCAAGCUGCUGCGGAUGUUGGCAUUCUAUUCUCGCUGUCGCCUCUGUCCGGCUCGGCAUCUUCGCGAGCACUGGGGUCAUGCGCUGCCGAUGCGAUCAUCAUGACACCUGAUCUCGCAGCCCUGCCGAAGCUGAUUAAAAUUGCCACCAAAACCAUGGCUCAAGCAAGGUGGAAUAUGUAUUGGGCGGUCCUCUACAAUGCCUUUGCCAUUGCAUUGGCGAUGGGCGCUAGCGAGCUAAUGGGGUUCAAGACUGUUGAUGCAUCGACUGCUGGCACAAUGAUGGCAUUUUCGAGCAUCACUGUGUUGGGCAUGAGCUUGGAUCUGCGCCGACGAUUGGACUGA
Fonsecaea multimorphosa CBS 102226 is the source of this 2733-nucleotide messenger RNA. RefSeq lists its product as uncharacterized. NCBI's taxonomy places the organism in Eukaryota, Fungi, Ascomycota, Eurotiomycetes, Chaetothyriales, Herpotrichiellaceae. The coding region runs from base 1 to 2733 and encodes 910 amino acids. The record is from RefSeq and is a predicted model, not a curated record. Gene Ontology annotation, cellular component: membrane. Gene Ontology annotation, biological process: monoatomic cation transport; copper ion homeostasis. The transcript has a single exon. Gene Ontology annotation, molecular function: copper ion binding; ATP hydrolysis activity; P-type divalent copper transporter activity.